GGCAUCACUUUCGAAAAUUCUGUGUUCCGCGAAGGUUUUGUUUACAUUUUUACUGUGGCUGGCCGGCUACUUUAUUAAGUUUUUAUUAGUUUUAGCCAUAAUUAUGUUUACUGCAGUCCUAAAACCUGGAUCAUUUAAACAUAUAACUUGCCGCAACUCAAUUUAUCCCAAGAGUAGCAUUACUCGUUUCCCCGUAUCCGAUGAGUUUGUGUAUUGGUCCGAGGAUUUUCCAUCGUAUACACCUUAUGAUUACACUGCCCCACAUAUAAAUGGCCAAGUGUGGGCAGAUCCAGAUAUCAACGAUAGCACAUUUCAACCUACAUGGAAUAGUCUAGAUGGUAAGAUAAAUCGUGUCUCGUUCAAUGGGGAGUAUAAAGUGGUGGAUGGAGUGCCGAGGAAUCCAAUCGGACGGACUGGUAUUAAAGGUCGGGGACUAUUGGGUCGAUGGGGGCCGAAUCAUGCAGCAGAUCCUGUGGUGACACGUUGGCGAAGGGAUUCUCUGGGUAAUGCAUUGAUCAAUGGUGAAAAACGAAUUCUUCAGAUGGUUGCCAUUCAAAGACACGACAAUCAAAUGUGGGCCAUUCCAGGUGGAAUGGUUGAUCCAGGCGAAAGAGUUAGUGCCACACUCAAGAGAGAAUUCAUGGAGGAAGCUCUAGAUAGUUUUGAUAACAAGAGAAUGAUUGAUGAAUUCUUUGCCGAAGGCAUUGAAAUCUACAAAGGAUAUGUUGAUGAUUUUCGAAAUACCGAUAACGCUUGGAUGGAAACUGUUGCUUAUAGUUUUCAUGAUGGAACUGGCAAACAAGUGGGUAAACUUCAGCUGUCCGCCGGUGAUGAUGCCGCAAAUGUUAAAUGGAUGGACGUUAGCAGAGAUCUUAAGUUACAUGCAAAUCAUUUAGAUAUUGUUAAGCAAGUUGUUACUAGAUUAAAUGCUCACUGGUAGUAGAAAUAAAUAAAAAUGAUAAAUAACUUUUCUAA
Eupeodes corollae is the source of this 975-nucleotide messenger RNA. RefSeq names its product ADP-ribose pyrophosphatase, mitochondrial. The transcript has 3 exons. The coding region runs from base 104 to 940 and encodes 278 amino acids. Gene Ontology annotation, molecular function: ADP-ribose diphosphatase activity. The record is from RefSeq and is a predicted model, not a curated record. NCBI's taxonomy places the organism in Eukaryota, Metazoa, Arthropoda, Insecta, Diptera, Syrphidae.